Messenger RNA from Cutaneotrichosporon oleaginosum, 603 nucleotides. The record is from RefSeq and is a predicted model, not a curated record. Lineage: Eukaryota; Fungi; Basidiomycota; Tremellomycetes; Trichosporonales; Trichosporonaceae.
CCUCGACAACACUCGGUCAACAUGGGCAAGUACUACUGCGAAUACGUAUCAAAACACUAUUUGACGCACGACUCGAUGAACGCGCGCAAGGCGCACAACACGGGUCGCAACCACAUCGCAAACGUGCGCGACUACUUCGCCAACCUCGGCCGCGAUGGAACCCAGAGCCAUAUCGACCAGAUCGUCAACAGCCACGAGGGUGGUGGUCGCGCGCAAAUGUUCGCCGCACCCAGUAUGCGCCUUGGUGCUGGGUUCAUGAACCCCAUGGCGACUGCACCGCAGGGAGGCUCCGCCUACCCGCCGUUCCAGGGCGGCGCACCUGCUGCUCCUCCCUUCCCACCGCGUCCACCUUUCCCGCCUCAACAAAACCAGCAGUUCGGUGGCGGUGGUCCUCCUCCUUUCCCCCCUCCUGGCGGUGUGAUGCCUCCCUUCCCUCCUCCCGGGCAGAACCGUGGCGGCCCAACCCGCCCCCCACCCAACUUUACGCCGCAGCAGGGCCCGCCCCCCGGCGGCAACCCAGGCGUGCACCCAGACCGGAUGCGCAUGAUGAACCACUAGAUCUAGAUGCGGUUUACAUGUAAUACUAGUGUGACAGAGAACCCA